AUGUCUUUUCUUCAGCAAGACAUCACAUUUCCACUUUUGAAGACAGGUAGAGAGAAAAUUAAGAACGCCAUGAAUAUAGAGGGCGUAUGGAGAGGAGACGAGAAUACAAAUGUGGAGGAGAGGGCUGAGGAGAGAGCUGAGGAGAGGGCUGAGGAGAGUGUUGAGGAGAGUGUUGAGGAGAGGGCUGAGGAGAGUGUUGAGGAGAGGGCUGAGGAGAGGGCUGAGGAGAGUGUUGAGGAGAGUGUUCAGGAGAGGGCUGAAGAGAGUGUUGAGGAGAGUGUUGAGGAGAGGGCUGAGGAGAGUGUUGAGGAGAGUGUUGAGGAGAGGGCUGAGGAGAGGGCUGAGGAGAUGGUUGAGGAGAGUGUUGAGGAGAGGGCUGAGGAGAGGGCAGAGGAGAGUGUUGAGGAGAGUGUUGAGGAGAGGGCUGAGGAGAGGGCUGUGGAGAGUGUUGAGGAGAGUGUUGAGGAGAGUGUUGAGGAGAGGGCUGAGGAGAGUGUUGAGGAGAGGGCUGAGGAGAGGGCUGAGGAGAGUGUUGAGGAGAGUGUUAAGGAGAAGGCUGAGGAGAGGGAGGAGAGUGUUGAGGAGAGGGCUGAGGAGGGUGUUCAGAAGAGGGCUGAGGAGAGUGUUGAGGAGAGUGUUGAGGAGAGGGCUGAGGAGAGUGUUGAGGAGAGGGCUGAGGAGAGUGUUGAGGAGAGUGUUGAGGAGAGUGUUGAGGAGAGUGUUGAGGAGAGUGUUGAUGAGAGUGUUGAUGAGAGUGUUGAGGAGAGUGUUGAGGAGAGUGUUGAGGAGAGGGCUGAGGAGAGAGCUGAGGAGAGUGUUGAGGAGAGUGUUGAGGAGAGUGUUGAGGAGAGUGUUGAGGAGAGUGUUGAGGAGAGUGUUGAUGAGAGUGUUGAUGAGAGUGUUGAGGAGAGUGUUGAGGAGAGUGUUGAGGAGAGGGCUGAGGAGAGAGCUGAGGAGAGUGUUGAGGAGAGUGUUGAGGAGAGUGUUGAGGAGAGUGUUGAGGAGAGUGUUGAGGAGAGUGUUGAGGAGAGUGUUGAGGAGAGUGUUGAGGAGAGUGUUGAGAAGAGGGCUGAGGAGAGGGCUGAGGAGAGUGUUGAGGAGAGUGUUGAGGAGAGGGCUGAGGAGAGGGCUGAGGAGGGUGUUGAGAAGAGGGCUGAGGAGAGUGUUGAGGAGAGGGCUGAGGAGAGUGUUGAGGAGAGGGCUGAGGAGAGGGCUGAGGAGAGGGCUGAGAAGAGUGCUGAGGAGAGGGCUGAGGAGAGUAGGGCUGAGGAGAGUGUUGAGGAGAGGGCUGAGGAGAGGGCUGAGGAGAGGGCUGAGGAGAGAACUGAGGAGAGGGCUGAGGAGAGUGUUGAAGGGAGAGCUGAGAGGGCUGAGGAGAGGACUGAGGAGAGGGCUGAGGAGAGGGCUGAGGAGAGGACUGAGGAGAGAGCUGAGGAGAGGGCUGAGGAGAGGGCUGAGGAGGGGGCUGUGGAGAGGGCUGAGGAGAGGACUGAGGAGAGAGCUGAGGAGAGGGCUGAGGAGAGGGCUGAGGAGGGGGCUUUGGAGAGGGCUGAGGAGAGGACUGAGGAGAGAGCUGAGGAGAGGGCUGAGGAGAGGACUGAGGAGGGGGCUGUGGAGAGGACUGAGGAGAGGACUGAGGAGAGACUUGAGGAGAGGGCUGAGGAGACGCGGAAGACAACGGAAGCCAUAAACAUCUCAGCAAGUCAGGUUUCAUAG
Procambarus clarkii (red swamp crayfish) is the source of this 1716-nucleotide messenger RNA. The record is from RefSeq and is a predicted model, not a curated record. Lineage: Eukaryota; Metazoa; Arthropoda; Malacostraca; Decapoda; Cambaridae.